CAUAAGAGUAGUGAAAAGAAUUCUAUAUCAAGAAGCGUGAUAGAAGAGAAAGAUUUGACAAUGAUAAUUUAAGAAAGAUGGAAAGCAUCUCAGCUAUAGUCUUUAUGACCUUAAUGAUGGUAUUCUCAAUCACUUGCUGCUGUGUUAUCAUGUAUUCUGCUUGCAUCUUAUGAGAACUUUACAAGUAUUGCCACAGUGCGAGAAAGCAUAAAAUCAUUCAGGACUUGCCAUCAGUUAAUCAAAUAAACAUGCAACAAAUACCUCACUACCAAUCUCAUUCUCAGACCCAUAACUCUGCUGGAGGGAUUGUAAGAGGCCUUAUUGUUGCUACUCCUCUCUCUAUCAACAACCCAUAAAUCAACCUCAUAGUUCGUAUAGCUUCAGAAUCAAUUGUUCAUAAUUUUUAUCCAUUUGUCUGUUUCACUGUUACCAAACCUCACAAAAACCUACCCAUCUAAAUUCAAACUUCUACUUUUCAAUCUAGGAAUUAAAAUUGCCAAAAUUUACAAAAAUAUUUUCCUCUUAAAAUCCCCAAUUCCUCAUCUCAACUGAAACAAGAGUAAGAAACACAAGGCAGCACACCCUAAAACAAGUAUUUCACUUACAAAUUUCUGAAUAAAUUCGAGAUCUUUAACCUUGAAAACUAAGCUGUUAGAAAUUUUAUUUUGGGAAUGACAUUUUUAAGGUUUAGAGGGAGAUUUUGAAGAUUUGGGGGGAAUUCAAGAAAUGGUAAACAGUCAUAGAACUUUCCUUCCUUGAUAGGGCAGUGGGUGGGAUGUAACAAAAAUUCCACAACCAGUCGGUAUUGUUUGAGGAGAAGAAGAGCUGGUGUCUAGAAGAAAAAGAAAACUGUGCAGAUGUGCUCUAUUUAUUAGAGUUUUUGAAUGUAUUGAUCUUGCCAUUGCAUUGAUCAGAUCUGUCUUUUCUGGACUUAAGUUCUUCUAUGAUAUACUGAAGUUAAAUUAAGAAUAGAAGAAUAUUAAAUUGAGAAUAGUUAAAUUUUUUCUAAAAGAGGAUGUCUAGCCUUAUUCUAUUUCUUUUACUAUAGUUCUUUAUAUAUCUCGAUUUUUAUCUUAUCUAUUUAUUAUAAAAUCAUAUAGCCUACAAGAGCUUCAACCUGGAAGCUCUGGUAGUGUAUUUUUUGUUCUUCCUUUUUAUUUUCUAUGGCUAAUCCUGUCUCACAUGUAACUCUACAUUGGCUUGAAGGAUAAAAUAGCCGUAAUGUAAGCAAUUCAUAUUUAAUAGCCUAUCUUCUUAUAGAAAAAAGAAUGCAAAUAAACCUCUUCUGGAAUUGAGGAAAAAUACAGAGAAGAAGUCACAAAUAUAGCUACAAUGGAAGCAAUAAUUACCUUUGCUAUCCCAUGUAUAAGCUCUUGUAUUACUUCAACUCCCAUUCUUUCAGGGGUUUAUAAAUACCACAUUAUUGUCAAAGAAAAAGAUCAAAUCCUACCCCAAAAUGCAAGACCACUACAAAAAAUUAUCAGAGGAGAAGUUAUCACCCUUCCCACCAAAGAACAACCCAAAACCUAAUUCCUUACCCCAAAUUUUCAAAAUCAUUCCAAAAUUAACAUUCUACCCUAUUUCCCCAAAUAAUCACUUAUCAAAUCCACUAUUUUAACCUCCGAAUUUUCCUACUGCCAACCCCCCAAAUUCCCUACUCGUUCGCCAAAAAUCCCUUUUAAGCCCUAAACCUGGUCUCUAAAGCUCCAGUAAUACCUCCUCCCAAGACCCAUUUUUAGCUAAUUUGAUGUAUUUUCUAGGAAUUUUUAAUUCAGAAAAAUGCCUGCCACUUCUUGCUUAGUGUUCUUUCCAAUUUGGUUAGAUAGCAUCGAAAGCUCGACCGGUUGGUUGACUUGGAACUGAAGGUAUUGAAGGCACUGGUUUUUCUUGAGUUUCAGCACUGGUAGUCUUGGUGCAAGCAUGCUUGAUUAUGAAAAAUAUUGGAACGAUGAUCAUAACAGCCACUAUCUCAGAGACAAUGACAAUACCCAAAAUUACUGUGCUACAUUUGUCUAGUUCAUCAUAGCCAAAACAUCCAUCACUGCUUUCAGUUCCAGUAGCAUUUCCAUUUGAUUGACUUCCUCUUGAGCUCCCUCCGAGGCUUUCUCCUGAACUUCCUCCUGAUACGGUAGUGACAUUUAAAGUGAUAGCUGUGUCGAAAGUUUUGGUACUUUCAUCAAUAGUAGCCCUGAUAGUAAAGGAGUGAGUUCCAUCGGUGCUGGGACUAUUGUAUGUCAGAGCGCAAGUUAAACUGUCGAUUGAUAUCCAAGUUGGGACGGAUCCUGAACCAUCUACAGGAUAAUAUUUCAUAUCUGGUUCAAUAAUGCCUGCUUCAUCU
Molecule: messenger RNA, 2338 nt
Organism: Moneuplotes crassus
Lineage: Eukaryota; Ciliophora; Spirotrichea; Euplotida; Euplotidae
Source: the annotation of a GenBank genome assembly